This is a messenger RNA of Pieris napi, 3276 nucleotides long. RefSeq names its product protein scalloped (gene scalloped). Gene Ontology annotation, molecular function: RNA polymerase II cis-regulatory region sequence-specific DNA binding; DNA-binding transcription factor activity, RNA polymerase II-specific. Gene Ontology annotation, biological process: regulation of transcription by RNA polymerase II; hippo signaling; embryonic organ development. The transcript is spliced from 12 exons. NCBI's taxonomy places the organism in Eukaryota, Metazoa, Arthropoda, Insecta, Lepidoptera, Pieridae. The coding region runs from base 268 to 1605 and encodes 445 amino acids. The record is from RefSeq and is a predicted model, not a curated record. Gene Ontology annotation, cellular component: transcription regulator complex.
UAUGGUUCGACCGCGAUCCACUUCAGUCGCGUUGGUGGCUUUAUGUGAUUUGACGUAUUCCGUGCGCGGUGAUGACACUUGUGAGGUUAAUUUAUGAAAUGUCAAACGUUUUAGAUGUAAUUCGUGAGUGUAAUUAACUGCAAACGAAUGCAAGUGAAAUAUAUAUUGAUGCAGUGAAUCAUUAAGUGAUAUGGACUGUUAUUAUUCAAGAUUUUAUUCAAGGCGUAAGUGACAAAUGGAAAGUUUAACACGGUGAUCGAUACACUCAUGAUGCACCCAGCGGGAUACUACGCUAACCUUGCGAGCGGCGCGCUCGCGGCCGGCACCAUUGCGUCUCCGUGGAGCGCGGCGGCCGGCGCGCCCGAUACCAAUGGCUCGGGCGGCGCCGACGCCAAGCACCUCGACGUCGGAGAUGCCAGCGACGAUGAAAAGGAUAUGUCAGCGGCAGAUGCGGAGGGAGUAUGGAGUCCAGAUAUCGAGCAGAGCUUUCAAGAGGCACUGGCGAUAUACCCACCUUGUGGAAGACGGAAGAUCAUUCUAUCGGACGAGGGCAAGAUGUACGGAAGAAACGAACUUAUAGCAAGAUAUAUAAAAUUAAGAACGGGGAAAACGCGAACAAGAAAACAAGUAUCAUCCCACAUACAGGUUCUAGCUAGGCGGAAACUUCGAGAGAUACAAGCUAAGCUCAAAGUGGACGGUGGUGUGAUGAAAGAAAAGGCGAUGCAGUCUAUGAGCACACUAUCUAGCGCUCAAAUAGUGGCGGGUUUGCCACACCCGGCGUACCAUCACACGCAAUUCUGGCAACCCGGUCUACAAGCUGGCACGUCACAAGAUGUAAAACCUUUCCCCGGUGCGGGUUACAAAGGUGUACCGGGAGUUGGCGGUGUUGUCCCGGGUGGGACGGAUGUGGCUCCCCCUCCACCCUGGGAAGGAAGAGCGAUAGCCACGCACAAACUGCGCUUAGUAGAGUUCUCAGCCUUUGUAGAACACCCUAGAGAUCCUGAUACGUAUCCCCCGAGCACGGCGCCGGCGCAGCAUCUCUUUGUACAUAUAGGUGGUACUGUUACGUAUGCGGAUCCCUUAUUAGAGUCGGUAGACGUGCAACAAAUUAACGAUAAAUUCCCGGAGAAAAAGGGCGGUUUAAAGGAAUUGUACGAGAAAGGUCCCCGUAAUGCGUUCUUCCUUGUCAAGUUCUGGGCGGAUCUCAAUACAAACAAUCUUGACGACCCUGCCGCAUUCUAUGGCGUCACUAGUGUUUAUGAGAGCAACGAAAACAUGACGAUAACAUGCAGUACUAAAGUAUGUUCGUUUGGGAAACAAGUUGUUGAAAAAGUGGAGACUGAAUACGCCCGGUUCGAGGGCGGGAGAUUCGUAUAUCGCAUACACCGUUCGCCCAUGUGCGAAUAUAUGGUCAAUUUCAUACACAAACUGAAACACUUACCUGAGAAAUAUAUGAUGAAUAGCGUCUUGGAGAACUUUACAAUAUUACAGGUGGUUUCAAAUCGAGAUACUCAAGAGACAUUACUUUGCGCCGCGUUCGUCUUCGAAGUGUCGAACAGCGAACACGGCGCGCAACACCAUAUAUACAGGCUGGUCAAAGACUGAACUUACCUAUUUAUGAGUCAUAGACAACAAAAAUUAAUUGAAAACUCUCGCUAAGAUAAUUUGUAGUGAACUUGUCAAUAUCACUUUUUAUUUGAAAAGGGUUUGAGAUUUUAUUUACUCAAAUUUUUUACUUCAUCUUUUCUUUUGAUAUCUGAUUCUCACUUUUUUAUUGAAAUAUCUUGCCUGAUGCGUUAUUUAAAUAUUGCCAUUUUAUAUUUUUAUUCCUACUUUAUUCGGCGGGUUCGAUUUUGUCUGGCAUAUUUAUUAAUUUGUUUUUUCAAACUUUUUGUUUCAUUAUUUUUAACGCAUAAUUUUGUUACAUUUAUUUGGCAAUUUUAAACGGCGUCGCCGUCAAGUGCAAUAGAAUGACAGUUGACAAUUACUCUGCAAAUGUCAAAAGAUACUCAUUUGUUUUUUUGUCGUCAUUGUUUUAAGAACUAAUAUAAAAAUAUUUUUGUAAAAUGAAACGAAAAUUAUUGUCUAUUCUCAAGCGACAGCCUUCUAUUAUCUAUGGGACUUAAGUGUAGUGGAGUUAUCAAUGGCUAGAGAAACUUUCGGAGUUGGGCUAAAUAGAAGAACUUGUCUACUAGAAGUGUUUGUGAAUAAUUGAAAUACACACAGUGCCUCUAAUAAUUAUGUUACAUUAACAUAAAUUUGAGCGUUUUUAAUUUUUUCACUAUUCUCAAGUGUAGUGAAAAUUUUAAAACAUAGUGUAGGACAUAAUAGCGGUUAAGUGUAGCUUAAGAAAGUCUAUUCACCAAGGGUGCAGUUUUAUUUGCUAUCUGUACAGUCGCUUUAUAUUUCCGAGAGGAAUUUUUAUACAGUUUGAACGCUGUUUAGAGUUUUAUACGCAAAGUAUCAAUUAUAAUUGAAAACAUAGAAUUUUUAAAAUGACAAAUCUUUAAUUGUUUUUAAAUUUCAGUUUGUUUACAUUAGAAAACUUGCCAAUGUAUAUAGACCAAUUCAUUUAAAUAUCUAAUAUCUUCAAAUAUUUCUUUACUGGUUACACUCGCCGAUAAGUAAAUUCUCAAAAAAAUGGAUUAAUAAUUGAUACUUUGAGUUAUGGCGGCUGUACACACUCGCGCACGGUUCGUGAUGUCUCAACGAGUGUGGAUAGUCGCCAUUAUAUUUCACUUAUUUUGCCACAACAGUUUGCGUAAUGUAAAUAUUAAGUGUUCAAAUGUAUUAUACGAAUAAGUAUGUUUGAAACUGUACAGUAAAUAUGUAUUUUCUUAAUCUCAUCCCGUGUGACAAUAAUCAUCGGAGAACUGGGUGAUUUUUCAUGCUUUUUAUUGGCAGCUUCACCUUAAAGCACAAGGUACUGCUUUAAACGACUCAAUUUUAAUAUUGUUUAUGGUAUUUAUUAUCUGUGUGACGCAUUGUUUUAUCUAUGGUAUGUGUUUUCGCGCGUCUAUAUUCGUCUUACCAGUAGAAGUAAAAUUUUGUAUGACAAUUGACUUUGACGUCGCAAGUAACAAUCUGUCAAAACUAAAGCACGACACAGAUAUACAUGACAGAAUCAUAAAUAUCCAGUCAAAUGGCCGAGAAGUUUAGGGUUUUUUAAUAAAGAAACUGAGAUACUUUUUAAAACUUUACCAUUGUGGUAUAAUACUCAGUAUACAAUUGGCGGUUUAAAUACUAUCAUUGUGCGCUGUGCAAUGAUUUGUCAAU